Messenger RNA from Salpingoeca rosetta, 5220 nucleotides. Its product is annotated as RNA-binding protein Musashi-1. The record is from RefSeq and is a predicted model, not a curated record. Gene Ontology annotation, molecular function: RNA binding. NCBI's taxonomy places the organism in Eukaryota, Choanoflagellata, Craspedida, Salpingoecidae. The transcript is spliced from 7 exons. Bases 1 to 3072 code for a protein of 1023 amino acids.
AUGGACACGAUGAAUGUGCUCGCGGCGCUGGACGACCUCGACUCCAUCUCCGGUAACCCGCACCAGCAGCAACAGCCGCCCCAGCACCAACACCAACACCACCAGCAACAACACCAGCACCACCACCACCAGCAGCACCACCAACACCAGCACCAACAGCAGCACCACCAACAGCAACACCACCAACAACAGCAGUACUCGCAGGCUGUGAAUCGUUCCCGCAACAACUCGGAGAACACGCUGCCGCCGCCACCGCCACCGGUCACAUCGCAGCCAUCCAUGCAGCAGAACCGCCGCCGAUAUGCAGAGGCCCUUCGCGGCGUCAGCUCCGAUGACGGAUCGGGCGCAACCACCACAACCACGGCGGCGACGACGACAACUGCGACAACUGCAGCCGCCACAGUCAACAGCGGCAGCGGCACCAGUGGUGAUGGUGGCAUGCCGGCGUCUCCGCUCCGCUCCACAUCCUCCCUGUCGUCAUCAUCCCUCUCCCGCUCGCACUCGCAGUCGCACGCGCAGUCGCUGUCGUCGUCCACAGCAGGCGGCGCGGCCAACAUGGGACAGCACGGCAGCACCAACGGCAGCACCAACGGCAGCAACGGCGGAUACAUGGGCGGUUUGGCCAACGGGGCCUCGCCAUACAUGGCCCCGUUCCCAUCGCACCAAGGCGACUACGACUUCGGAAACACGAACACUGCCGGCGGCAGCAGCAACAACAUGCACCUCCUCAAGCACCCGCACCCCAUGCAGUCCCAACAGUCCCAGCAGUCCCAGCAGCAAGGGUACUAUGGUGGCGGCAUGAACGGCACCAGCGGCAUGACACCGCCCUCAUAUCACCCGGGCAGCGACCACCGCUCGCAGUCGCCAUCGUCAUCCAUGAUGAUGGGUGGUGGCGGCACGCGUGAGGUGCGCGCCAACUCCCUCCCGCCAUCCGGCUACCAGCAGCAGCAGCAGCAGCAACAGCACAUGCCAACGUUCCCGAUGCAGUCGCCUCGUGCAAACGGGUCACAGUCGCCGCACCACCACAUGCGCGGGCAGGCCGAUGGCAUGGAUCCUGCGCACCUCCAAUACCAGCAGCACGGCAUGCCAUACCAGCAGCAGCACGGUAUGGGCAUGGGACCAAUGGGCGGUGGUGGUGGUGGUGGUGGUGGUGAUGUGCGCACCACACGCUCCCAGUCGCUGUACGCGCCAUCCGAACAACAGCAACACCAGCAGCAGCAACACGGUCACUCGUCGGCCACCAACCUCCUCUCCACACAACAGCAAAUCAUCCCAGGCAAAAUGUUUGUUGGCGGCCUCAGCCCCGAAACCAAUAGAGACCGGCUGAAGGGGUACUUUUCGCGCUUCGGCGAAGUCGUCGACUGCGUGGUCAUGACAGAUGCAACCACAGGCCGCACAAGGGGCUUUGGGUUUGUGACGUUCCGUGACGGGCGGUGCUGCGCCAAGGUGCUGCGGGAGCGGCCGCACAUUAUCGACGGGCGUGAAGUCGACCCGAAGAUGGCCGUGCCGCGCGAGCAGAUGGAGCAACACUCCCGGUCGUCGUCGGCGCCAGCCGCACCUCGAGGCAGGUCUGCCCGAAAGGUGUUUGUCGGUGGACUGCCAUCCAACGCAACAGACGAGGCCCUGAUUGGCUUCUUCUCAAACUUUGGCGAGAUUGAGGAGGCAGUUGUCAUCCACGACAAGCAGACUCGCCUCCCGCGCGGCUUUGGCUUUGUCACGUUUGUGUCGGAGCAGGUGGCGGAGCACGUUGUCUCACUGCACUACCACGACCUGCUCGGCAAGAUGGUGGAGGUGAAGCGUGCCGAGCCCAAGGCAACCGAUGGCAACCGCUCCCCAAGCAGGAACUACAGACAGCCAAGCCACGGCCGGGCUGCCUCGACGCAGCGGUACGGGGGAGUGCCGCCACCGCCACUGCAGGACGCCGCAGGUCGCCAGCGGUCGUUCAGUGCUCGCGCGUGGUCCGAUGCUGGACACGUGCCACCAUCAGCAGCUCCCGGUGCUACUCCCAUCAACACCCAGCAGCAGCAGCAGCAGCAGCAGCAGCACAUGCUGGCGGCGCACGAGACGGCGGUUGGCAGGGCACGUUCCCGCUCUCUCCAGGCACAGCACGGCAUGAUUGACCCGGAUGCGUACACGGCGGCGUACGGCGGGCCGUCGCCACUGGCGCAGGAGCAGCAGUGGUCCACUGCCGGACACGACAUUGCAGACAGCAUGGCUCGCCUGACCGUGUCACACCAUCACCAGCAGCAGCCGUUUGGCGGUGCCAUGGACGCACGCGGCGUGGCCCAGCAGCUCCACGGUGGUGGCAGCGGAGGAUAUGGCGCCCUUGAACCGCUGCAGCAGCUGCGCGAUCUGCCUUCGCUCGGUAACAGCAGCAGCACCAACAACGGCAGCAGCAGCAGUGGCGGUGAUGACAUGCGCCAGCGCAGCCAACAGCAGCAGCAGCAGCGCAUGAUGACGCUCAACGAGAUGCUGUACUACCAGCAGCCGGGCGCUGCCAGUGCACAGCAGCGGCGCGUGGCUCCGGGGUCGCCCCAGCAGAUGGGCGGUGGGUUUGGCUCUCCGCAGUUCCAACCACACUACCCACAGCAACAGCAGCAGCAGCAGCAGCAGCAGCAGCAGCAGCGGCAGACGUCACAGUCUCCCAUCCCCUCGCACACCCCGCCGCACCCCUACAGCCCACACCACCACCAGCAACAGCAGCAACGUGCAGCCAUGAUGGCACAGGAAGCUGCAUUCCGGCAGCAACAGCAGCAGCAGCAGCAGCAGGCCGGAAGCAUGCACUCGCUGUUGUCAUCAUCCUCGCCUUAUGAUGCGUUUGGCAGCCCUUUCUAUGACAUGUCGCCCGCCACCACCACCACCACCACCUCCGAUGACGCCAUGAUGGAGCAGACGUUGCUUGCAAGCAGAGCGGCAUGGGGCGUGACGGACGACGAUGGUGAAGGCGAUGGCGAAACGCACGUGGCCGUGGGCGCCGCCACCUCUGUCAUUGCAUCCAUGACCACCAUGAGUGAUGAUGACCGUGACAAUGCCGGCAGCAGUCACCACGGCAGCAUUGGCGAUAAUGAGUGAUGCAAUGGCUCCAAUUGCACGUCGACCUCUUUGCGCGUGCGUGCGUGCGUGUCUCUCUCUCUCUCUCUCCCUAUCCUCCCCCCCCCAACUCCUUUCUCUCUUUCCUCUUCGUCUUCCCAGUUUCAGUUGUAGUUGUCGUUCAAGAGCUCUUUGUGAGCAACCUUUACCCCCUUCCACCACGAUGGCUGCUGUACGUGUGCAUGUGCAGGUUGCUCUGUUGUGCGCAUGGGUGUGACGUGACACCUCCACCUGCCCGUCAGUGUGCACCUGCCAACAGCCACGUGGGCAGUCGCGUUGUUUCAUGUUCCUGCCACGCUUUCCCUUCAGCAUAGAUGUGUUUUUCGCUUUCUCUCUCUCUCAAGCGAUGUUGUUUUUGUGGUUUCUUUCUUCUUCUUUUUUUUUCCAUGUUGGCUUUGAGUUUGCCUUGGUCUAGCUACCCUCUCCUCUUCGCCUCUCUUACUUGUUUGUGUGUUUUGUAUUGGUCAGCCGUUCGUUUCAUUUUGGCAUUAGCGCUUCCUAUACUCCAUCUAGCAUCAUCCCUUUCGCUGUUGCUGCUGCUACUACUUCUUUCCUCCCUCUACCAGCUUGGUCGUUAGCCCCCAACCCUCAGUUCGCUUCAGUUCCCACGCACCAGGUUCCGUUUGGUGUGUGUGUGUGUGUGUGUGUGUGUGUGUGUGUGUGUGUGUGUUUCCUUGGUUUUGGCGUGCUGUCGCAUUGUUGAUGUCGCUGUUGCGUGUUGUUUUUCUUUCCUUUAUUGGUCGUUGUCGUUGUUGAUCUCUCGUGCUUUCAAGACGUGUUUUCGCCUCAACAAUUCGCCUGUAGUCGUUGAUAGCAUCUCUUUACCUCGACCCCUAAGUCUACCUCAACCUCCACCCUUACCUCACUCUCCUUCACGUUGCCUUCUAUUGACAACUGCCCUUGUUGAAGUCGUUUGGUGGCUUGGUGGUUUGGUUCAGUAUGGCCCAGUUCGUUGCCUCCCUCCAACCACACGCCACCGUGUGUCCGUCACCUCAGCCUUGGUGCUCUGCACGGUUCCGUGUUCAUCCCUCCCUGUUCAGGAUUCAGCACCCAUUCAAGCUGCCAAGUGCACCCACGUGUUGCGUCGGCGUGGCGUUGGCAACUGCCACUUCAUUUGUACCUGCCAACCAUCCACACGCCAGCAUCAGAUGCGUGCACCAUCAUCGCUUGGUGAUUAGUUCCUUUUUUCCUACAUAAUGUCGUCCCCGUUUUCACCGGGUCGCGCGUCUCCCUUGCUCUCGUGGCACACUGCACACAAAGCGUGGCUGGUUUUGUCUCUUGUUGGCCAGUUUCCCCUUUGGUUCCAAUCCAACUCUGGUUGGGUGCUGAUGUGCUGUGUUGUCGCCACCAUAUCCAUAUCGACAUAUAGCCGCUUCCCUUCGCCGCUGUGGCUGUGGUAGCAUUCUCUCUUCCGUCUCUCUUUCACGCUUCAUUCAUUCGUUCAUGCGUUUCGCUGAGCCGCUGUUUCGGUGAUUUCCCUCUUUGGCCGCAGUACGUCAUCCCCCUUUGCCCUAUCUGAGAGUGUGUCCAUGGGUCGAUUUGAUAAUCCCCCGUUGUUGGUUUCCUUGGUUCGCUCUGCCCCCUUUAUCCACCCGCGCAAGCAUGCACACAUGCACACACACUUGCACACAUGCAGCCACGCAUGCCCUGCAUAUGUGACGUGUGCUGUGUUGUGUCGCCAUCACCCACCAUCUCGCUCCAAUGCCCUCUGCACUCCACAUCCUGCGGCUGCUGCUGCUGCCUGCUGCUGUCAAAGCUUUCGCGUUGGCCCACGGAACUUGGUGGUGUGACGAGUGCAUGUGGUUGGACUGCCUGGUAGUGUUGGUGGUGGUGUAUUGUGUCUAGCGGUUGUGGUGGUGGUGACAGUUGACUUGCUUGCUGCUGAUGAUGACAUGACACACGAUUAGUUGCAUUCCUUUCCUCUGGUUGUUGAUUUGUUGAUAGUUUGCACCUGUGCUGCUCACUGUCUGCAGUGCGGGUUGCGUACCGUGAAUGUGCUAUGCCCGGUAUCGAGUGUUGCUUGGGUGUUGUGACAAUGUACGUUGUUGUUUGUUGUUUGUUGUUUGAUGAUGGUGGUCGUAUGUUCUUCCCCCUUCACGCCCAACUUCAAGUAAACCCACAAUUAGCCCA